CCAAAAAUGAGCAAUUGCAGCGCAAAUUGCAGCUGUUAGUCAACAAUUUUUGUGUGGAAAAGCUUCCAAGGAAUGCGGAUGUCUUUGGAGACAUCUCAGGCAGAAAAUUCGAGCGAAUUCCAAUGGACGAGCGCGAGGAGGAAGAGGAAAAAUUUCAGGAUACAGAAGCGCGCGUUCCACGUCGACUGAAGCCCAGCUUGGGCCAGUAUGCUAAGAUGAUCAAGUCGUAUAUAUCUAAAAACGAUGUGAAUUCUGCUUUGCAGGUCCUCGAUUUGAUAAAAGAGAAUCGAGACAAGCCCACGAUAUACUUGUACAAUCUCCUAUUGUGUGCGUUUGCCAAACAGGGCGACGUAAAGCAAUGCUUUAGUCUGUACAACAAGGCAAAGAUGUAUGGAUUACAGCCGAACGCGGGAACCUACACUAGUCUAUUCAACGCGUGUGCUUUAUCUGAUAAAAGCAAAGUAGCUCUGGAGCAUCUCAAUAGGCUGCGAAGGUUUCUUUAUGAUCGACAGUUUCCACUGAACAGUACACAUUAUAAUGUCAUGGUAAAGGCGUACAGUUGGCACGGUAAGAUCGUUGAGGCCUUCCAGCUGGCGGACGAGAUGAGAGACAGACGCAUUCCUAUCGGAGAGAUCACUUACAACUCUCUGUUUCAUGGAGCAAUUUCUGACAAGGAGACUGGCCUGCGACAUGCCUUAAUUGUGUGGCACUUAAUGCGCUUGAAAAAUAUCAAGCCAUCUUUGACUACAUAUAAUCUUCUCCUGAGAGCGAUCAGGGAUACAAAUUUGGGAAAUUUAAAGCCCAACGAUGUUCUUCUCUCAGGAUUUAACCAGACUAAGGUUUCAUUGUUGGAAGGCGAGAAGCCUGAUCUGCUGGCAUCUCCACCUAUGUUGAGCACACUUUUACCAAUGGGAAAAGAACAGAGUAUUAUGCAACGCGAUACUGAUGUAGAGGUACAAAAAUCGAUAAAUUUGAAUGACGUUUUGGUCAACAAUCGUCUGAUUUUAUUUGGUGGUCUUGAAAGAUUUCUAAAUCGAAUGUCCAACGAUGGUGUUAAACCUGAUAUCAAAACUAUUACGUUACUCCUGAAUUUAAUUCCGAACACGGUGCCCGCUGAGAAUCUACUCGUCAAAACUGCAGAGGAGAAAAAUAUUAAACUGGAUAUUGACUUUUUCAAUAUGCUCAUUAAAAGGCGCAGCGUACGAUUCGAUUAUAAAGCUGCGAAAGAGGUGGUAAGCAUGGCGGAGAAGAAGGAUCUCUCUCCAAACGUAAUGACUUUCGGGGUCUUAGCACUUGGUUGUCAAAAAUGUGGAGAGGCUAAAGAGUUCCUGGAAGGAAUAGAAGUUUUUGGCUAUAAACCCAAUUCUGUAAUUAUAGGUACUCUCAUGAGUACGGCUUACAUUAAAAAAGACAUUGAAUAUUUGUUGUUUAUGAUGAGAUAUAUGAUAGAGAACAAAACGAAACCUACUGCGCAGACCAUUGAAAACUUAAAAAAGUUUUCGGAAAAUUUAUCAAAGAUCGAGAAACCUACGGGCAAGUACCGAUUUCGAAAAUUAAAGCGUUUGGAGGCCAAUAUCGAAAAAUUCGAAGAAGAGUAUCCUAAAUGGCAGAAGUUGAUAAAACAUUAAUUCAUUAAAAAAUGAAAUAUUAUUUCUGCAAAAU
Molecule: messenger RNA, 1662 nt
Organism: Cyphomyrmex costatus
Lineage: Eukaryota; Metazoa; Arthropoda; Insecta; Hymenoptera; Formicidae
Product: pentatricopeptide repeat-containing protein 1, mitochondrial
Exons: 3
Molecular function (GO): protein binding
Source: RefSeq, a predicted model, not a curated record